Molecule: messenger RNA, 2399 nt
Organism: Solea solea (common sole)
Lineage: Eukaryota; Metazoa; Chordata; Actinopteri; Pleuronectiformes; Soleidae
Product: tumor necrosis factor receptor superfamily member 14-like
Exons: 6
Coding region: 415-954 (179 amino acids)
Biological process (GO): defense response to Gram-negative bacterium; positive regulation of T cell migration; positive regulation of peptidyl-tyrosine phosphorylation
Cellular component (GO): external side of plasma membrane
Molecular function (GO): protein binding; transferase activity
Source: RefSeq, a predicted model, not a curated record
AGCAGAAAUCUAACUGCAGCUCACGUUAUCACGGUGAAUAAUUGGGAAUAAAUCACUUAGAUUGUAGAACCUGCUGAGACGAGAGCCUUUUUUUACAUACAAGAGAAAUAACAUUUUUAUAAAACCAAAAUACUACAUAGAUAAAAAGAAAGAGAGAAAAGAAAAUACAAAAACAAACAUUGACACAAGUACAUACACAAUUCAAACUACAACACUAGGCUCUGUUGGAGUUUACUGGUAGUUACCUGCAUAGUAAUAGUUAGAAGCCUUCAACAGGACACUUCCUUCCUUUAAUCCUUUGAUAGUUUUCUUCUUUGUUCUCUUCAUAUACAGAUCUUAUAUCUCCCUCCUCAGCACAGAUCUAAUUGAGAUGGUGUCUUCAGCACAAGAAACUCCGCCAAACACUCUGUCAAAAUGUUUUCUGUGAGAAAACCUUUAAAAGCAGCAUCUUUGUUGCUCUGCAUGAUCAGUGUCUGCAGAGGAAGUUCAGCUUGUAUUCCAUCAUAUUACCAGGCAGGAACUGAGUGCUGUCCGAAGUGUUCACCUGGAGAGUAUGUAAGAGCAGACUGUUCGGAUGAAUCCAGCACUAAGUGUAAUCCCUGUGAAGACGGAACCUUCAACGAUGUUUUCAGUGGACUCAAACGUUGCUUGAACUGCACAAGCUGUGCUCCAGCUUCUGGCCUGAAGACAGUCAGUCCUUGCACAAGAAUACGGGAUGCACUCUGUGAACCUCUGGAAGGAUUCUAUUGCGUAAAAUCCAAAGGCUUAAACUGUGAAACAGCAGAGAAACACCGCCAGUGUAAACCAGGACAGUACAUCCGAGAUAAUGGAACAGCGUUGACAGACACAGUUUGCGCUGACUGCAGUGCCGGGACAUUUUCAGAUGGGACGUUCACCACUUGUCGGCCGCACACGCAAGUGUGGACGUGGGACGGGUGUGGCCUUGGACACUAGACAGAGGGGAGCAGACUGGGUUUGGACAAACAUCCAGAAAUGACUUUUUGGGCUUGGAAACUUGUCAAACUGACAUGGAAAAUUCAAGUUCUUUCAGUGAAAUAGGGUGUGUCCAUGGGGCCCGUGGAGGAUAAAGCGGUAGAAAAUGGAUGGAUGGAUAGUUUAGUAUUUGCUUCCUCCUGUCGUGUAACGAUAACUUGCUGUUUUCUUGCUGUAACCAUAAAUGAAGUCUACAAACACCUGUGGCUGGAGUCACCGUGGACGCUGGAGUCACCGUGGACGCUGGAGUCACCGUGGGCGCUGGAGUCACCGUUGAUGCCAAAGUUGCAGUAAUAUUUGUGGUUGCUGUCUUGCAGCAGGUUUUAAACUGACGGACAAAACAUUUUUCACAAAGACUUUUGUGAAAAAGCCCCAGUGAUAAUGCUUUACACACAGUCAAGGUGGCAUUUCAGGGCAGCUGAUGUUUUUUAUUUAUCAUCUCCUCAAACAAAAGUACGAACAAAACACUUUCUCACAGAACCAAUCUGAUGGCAUAAACAUAAAAGAAUAUAGACAAAUACAGUGCUUAAAAAAAAUGUAUUAGGCCACCACCCAAAAGCCACAGCUGCCCUAAAUUAGCAGCACUUGUAAUUAUCAAAAUAACCUUUUAUGUUUCAGUUUCCUCCUUAACCGGAUUUCUACUUUUAAUGCUAAAACGUAAUCAUUGUUACCCAUGGACUUUAAAAUGUACUGUUUCACAAAUAACAACCCAGAAGAAAUAGUAUUUCUUGAUUAAGGCGUCAAAUGAGUUAUUUGCUUCAGAUCCUGAAGAGAAAAAUGAGUUUUACUGUUUGAAUGUUAUAAUCUCACAGAGAAGAAGGCCCAGUGAGCCGUCUCAAAACAAAAAGGUUUCCUGUUUUCCUUUCACAGUCCACUCUUUCACUUCCUUUAUCCUGAAAAUGAUAGUUAAUGCUGACCACACCAAGCCUCAAACACUUUCACUUACAGUAUCAUUGUCCAAUAGUCUAAUAUUACCAUGGUGUAUGUGCAAAAUGUGCAUGUUCACACUUCCUUAUUUAACCAUUAAAAAUCUCACUGUUUUAAGUUUGUGCUGACACCUAAAACAACAACAAAGUGACUUCAACUUCUACCAAAAGAAGAUUAAGAUGUGUGAAGACUGUAGGCCGGACAAAAGUUCUACCUAAAAGUUAAAGUUUUAAAGGGAAAAACAAAAAAAACAAAGUGUCAAGCAGGACCAAAAGUGUUCAAAAUAGUAAUAACAAAGAAACAGCGGAAGAAAAUGAAGCCUAAAUAUGGGAAGGAAAAACUGUCCCCCCAUGGACUGAUUUAUUUUAUAAUGACUUUUUGGAAAACAAUCCUGAAACAGGUGCAGUAUGUGGACCCACAUGCAGCACAAUACAGCGCAGGACAGUUAGGAACAGUCUUUAUUAGAACCACAGCAUGUG